GCUCCGCUUUGCAUAUAAAGCUUCCUGAUAGAUAAAAGCAAGGUACUCAUUUAUUUGACCGCCUCGGAUAACCCAGAACUAUAGAGAUUAGAUAAUCUGAUUGAUUUUUUUUCUGAUUUUCAAUUUGAAAAAAAAAACAAAAAAAAACUUGAAAUUAACGAAAAACUUUCAAACAGAAACUAAUAAUCCAUCUUAGAAAAGCUUUCUAGCUCAUUCGUGGUUCCUUUCGUGCUCGAAAUCAUUGAAAGUUUUUCCUUUCUAUAAACUUUAAUAGUCCUAAAGCAAAUAAAAAUCCUUAAAAAAAAAACAACAAAUUUUUUUUCAUAAAAAACAAAAUUCAUCCAAAAUAAAAAAAAUCCCCUUGUAUUUAUAUUUAAACGUUUCAUUUCUUAAAAGAGGUUAUUAAUCCAUAUACAUAUCAAUUUCCUCCGUGUUAUUUAUUAACAGUAUUAUAUAUUAUUAAUCAUGAGUCGUCAAUUUCCAUAUUCAAGUGCACCACUUCGUGCAGUUAAAGAAGUUCAAUUUGGGCUUUUGUCUCCAGAAGAAGUUCGUGCCAUUUCAGUCGCUAAGAUUGAAUAUCCUGAAACAAUGGAUCAAACAACUAAAAAACCAAGGGAUGGUGGUUUAAAUGACCCUAGAUUAGGUUCUAUUGACCGUAACUUCAAAUGUCAAACUUGUAGUGAAGAUAUGGCUGAAUGUCCUGGUCAUUUUGGUCAUAUUGAAUUGGCUAAACCAGUUUUCCAUAUCGGUUUCAUUGCUAAAAUUAAAAAAGUUUGUGAAUGUAUUUGUAUGCACUGUGGUAAACUUUUACUCGAUGAAACAAAUCCUUUAAUGGCUCAAGCCAUCAAAAUAAGAGAUCCUAAAAAAAGAUUUAAUGCCGUUUGGAAUGUUUGUAAAACUAAAAUGAUUUGUGAAGCCGAUACAGUUAGUGAGGAAGAUCAACAAAAAGGUAUAGAACCAACCGGAAGAGGUGGAUGUGGUCACACCCAACCUACUGUUCGUAGAGAUGGUUUAAAAUUAUGGGGUACCUGGAAACAAAAUAAAAAUUUUGAAGAAAAUGAACAACCAGAGCGUCGUUUAUUAACUCCUGCAGAAAUUUUAAGUGUUUUCAAACAUAUAAGUUCAGAAGAUUGUUUCAAGUUAGGUUUUAAUGAAGAUUAUGCUAGACCCGAAUGGAUGUUAAUAACAGUUUUACCGGUUCCUCCACCUCCAGUUAGACCUUCAAUUGCUUUCAAUGAUACUGCCAGAGGUGAAGAUGAUUUAACUUUCAAAUUGGCGGAUGUUAUAAAAGCAAAUAUUAAUGUACAAAGAUUAGAAAUGGAUGGUUCUCCUCAACAUGUUAUUAGUGAAUUCGAAGCUUUAUUACAAUUCCAUGUGGCAACAUAUAUGGAUAACGAUAUUGCAGGUCAACCUCAAGCUCUUCAAAAAACUGGUCGUCCAAUUAAAUCUAUCAGAGCUAGAUUGAAGGGUAAAGAAGGUAGAUUAAGAGGUAAUCUUAUGGGUAAGCGUGUCGAUUUUUCAGCUCGUACGGUUAUUUCGGGUGACCCAAAUCUUGAUUUAGAUCAAGUUGGUGUUCCAAUCUCUAUUGCAAGAACUUUAUCUUAUCCUGAAAUUGUUACUCCUUAUAAUAUUCAUAAAUUAACUGAGUAUGUCCGUAAUGGUCCAAAUGAGCAUCCUGGUGCUAAAUAUGUUAUAAGAGAUACUGGUGAUCGUAUUGAUUUGAGAUAUAAUAAAAGAGCUGGUGAUAUUGCUCUACAAUAUGGUUGGAAAGUUGAACGUCAUUUAAUGGACGAUGAUCCAGUUUUAUUCAAUCGUCAACCUUCUUUACAUAAAAUGUCUAUGAUGGCCCAUAGAGUUAAAGUCAUGCCAUAUUCCACUUUCAGAUUGAAUUUAUCAGUUACUUCUCCUUAUAAUGCCGAUUUCGAUGGUGAUGAAAUGAAUUUACAUGUUCCACAAUCUCCAGAAACUAGAGCUGAAUUAUCUCAAAUCUGUGCCGUCCCACUACAAAUUGUUUCCGCCCAGUCAAAUAAACCAGUUAUGGGUAUUGUUCAAGAUACUUUAUGUGGUAUUCGUAAGAUGACUUUGCGUGAUAGUUUUAUUGAAUAUGAUCAAGUGAUGAAUAUGUUAUAUUGGAUUCCAAAUUGGGAUGGUGUAAUUCCACCUCCAGCAAUUGUUAAACCAAAGCCUUUGUGGUCAGGUAAACAACUUUUAUCCAUGGCAAUUCCAAAAGGUAUUCAUUUGCAAAGAUUUGAUGAUGGUAAGAACCUUUUAAGUCCGAAAGAUAAUGGUAUGUUAAUUGUUGAUGGUGAAAUUAUGUUUGGUGUAGUUGAUAAAAAAACCGUCGGUGCUACCGGUGGUGGUUUAAUUCAUACAGUUAUGAGAGAAAAGGGUUCUCAAGUUUGUGCUCAAUUAUUUAGUGCCAUCCAAAAAGUUGUUAACUUUUGGUUAUUACAUAAUGGGUUUUCUAUUGGUAUUGGUGAUACUAUCGCUGAUUCUGAAACUAUGAGAACUGUCACUACUACUAUUCAAGAAGCCAAAGAUAAAGUCCAAGAAAUUAUUUUGGAUGCUCAAAGUAAUAAAUUAGACCCAGAACCAGGUAUGACUUUACGUGAAUCUUUCGAACAUAAUGUCUCUCGUGUUUUGAAUCAAGCUCGUGAUACUGCUGGUCGUUCAGCAGAAAUGAAUUUAAAAGAUUUGAAUAAUGUUAAACAGAUGGUUACUUCUGGUUCUAAAGGUUCUUUUAUUAAUAUUUCUCAAAUGUCUGCUUGUGUUGGUCAACAAAUUGUUGAAGGUAAGCGUAUUCCUUUCGGUUUUGCUGAUCGUUCAUUACCUCAUUUUACUAAGGAUGAUUAUUCUCCAGAAUCAAAAGGUUUUGUUGAAAAUUCAUACUUAAGAGGUUUGACUCCACAAGAAUUCUUUUUCCAUGCUAUGGCUGGUAGAGAAGGUCUUAUCGAUACUGCAGUUAAAACUGCAGAAACUGGUUAUAUUCAACGUCGUUUGGUUAAGGCUUUGGAAGAUAUUAUGGUCCAUUAUGAUGGUACAACUAGAAAUUCUUUGGGUGAUAUCAUUCAAUUCGUCUAUGGGGAAGAUGGUAUUGAUGGUACUCAAGUUGAAAAACAAUCGGUUGAUACCAUUCCUGGAUCCGAUGAAAGUUUUGAAAAACGUUAUCGUAUUGAUGUUUUGGAUCCAUCUAGAUCUAUUGCUGAAUCAUUAUUGGAAUCUGGUAAACAAAUCAAAGGUGAUGUUAAAUUGCAAAAAGUUUUGGAUGAUGAAUAUAGACAAUUACAAGAUGAUCGUCGCUACCUUCGUGAAGUUUGUUUCACCAAUGGUGAUUAUAAUUGGCCAUUACCUGUCAAUUUACGUCGUAUUAUUCAAAAUGCUCAACAAAUUUUCCAUAAUGGUCGUCAUAAGGCUUCUGAUUUACGCUUGGAUGAAAUCGUUGAAAGUGUUAAGGACCUUUGUACUAAACUUCUUGUUAUUCGUGGUAAAUCUGAAUUGGUUAAAGAAGCUCAAGAAAAUGCCACUCUUUUAUUCCAAUGUUUAUUACGUUCUAGAUUAGCAUCUCGUCGUGUUAUUGAAGAAUUCAAAUUGAGUAGAAUAUCUUUCGAAUGGGUUUUAGGUGAAAUUGAAACUCAGUUCCAAAAAUCUAUUGUUCAUCCUGGUGAAAUGGUUGGUGUUAUCGCUGCCCAAUCAAUUGGUGAACCUGCUACUCAAAUGACUUUGAAUACUUUCCAUUAUGCGGGUGUCUCUUCCAAGAAUGUUACUUUGGGUGUUCCUCGUCUUAAAGAAAUUCUUAACGUUGCUAAAAAUAUCAAAACUCCAGCUCUUACAGUUUACUUAGAUCCAGAAAUUGCAGGUGAUAUAGAAAAAGCUAAGGUUGUUCAAUCAGCCAUUGAACAUACUACCUUGAAGAAUGUUACUUCAGCAACUGAAAUCUUUUACGAUCCUGAUCCAAGAAGUACUGUUAUUGAAGAAGAUUAUGAUACUGUUGAAGCAUAUUUCGCUAUUCCAGAUGAAAAGGUUGAAGAAACUAUUGAAAAUCAAUCUCCAUGGUUACUUCGUCUUGAAUUAGAUCGUGCUAAAAUGUUGGAUAAACAGUUAACUAUGGCACAAGUUGCUGAAAAAAUUUCUCAAAACUUUGGUGAAGAUUUGUUCGUUAUCUGGUCUGAUGAUACUGCUGAUAAAUUGAUUAUUCGUUGUCGUGUUAUCCGUGAUCCUAAAUUAGAAGAAGAAGGAGACCACGAAGAAGAUCAAAUUUUGAAACGUGUCGAAGCUCACAUGUUGGAAACUAUUUCCUUACGUGGUAUUCCGGGUAUUACCAGGGUUUUCAUGAUGCAACAUAAAAUCAGUGCCCCUGGUCCAGAUGGUGAAUUUAAACAAGGUCAAGAAUGGGUCUUAGAAACUGAUGGUGUAAAUUUGGCAGAUGUUAUGGCUGUUAAUGGUGUUGAUGCUACACGUACAUACUCUAACAAUUUUAUUGAAAUUCUUUCAGUUUUGGGUAUUGAAGCUACUCGUUACGCUUUGUUCAAAGAAAUUCUUAAUGUUAUUGCUUUUGAUGGUUCUUAUGUUAACUACCGUCAUAUGGCCUUGUUAGUCGAUGUUAUGACAUCUCGUGGUCACUUAAUGGCUAUUACUCGUCAUGGUAUUAACAGAGCUGAUACUGGUGCUUUGAUGCGUUGUUCUUUCGAAGAAACCGUUGAAAUCUUAUUAGAUGCAGCUGCAGCUGCAGAACUUGAUGAUUGUCGUGGUAUUUCUGAGAAUGUGAUGUUGGGUCAAAUGGCUCCAUUGGGUACUGGUGCUUUCGAUGUAAUGGUUGAUGAUAAGAUGUUACAACUGGCUAGCUCUAAUGUUGCUGUUGCAUCUGAUGCUGCCGAAGCUGGUGCUUAUGAUGAUGGUGGAGCAACUCCAUACAGAGAAUAUGAAAUGGAAGAUGAUAAUAUUCAAUUCGAAGAAGGUGCUGGAUUCUCACCAAUCCAUACUGCUUCAAUUUCAGAUGGAUCAGGAUCUCUUACAUCCUACGGUGGUCAACCAACUUCUCCUUCUCCAACGUCGCCAUUCUCUUAUGGUGUUUCUUCUCCAACUUAUGGUGGUGCCUCUCCUACUUAUUCUCCUACUUCUCCAAGUUAUUCCCCUACUUCCCCAACCUAUUCACCAACUUCACCAUCAUACUCCCCUACAUCACCAUCAUACUCACCAACCUCACCAAGUUAUUCACCAACUUCCCCAUCAUACUCACCAACUUCCCCAUCAUACUCACCAACUUCCCCAUCAUACUCACCAACUUCACCAACUAUUCUCCAACCUCGCCUGAUUGUUUUUCGAUUCUUAUAAUAUUUUUUCUUUCUUUUUAAAAAAUUGUAUUUUAUUUUAUACACUUCAAUCAGGAAACCGUCUAUUUGUUGCCAAAUGUUCUAUAGAAUGGGUGCCACUUUUUAAAUAAAAACCAUAUAAAAUUU
Hyphopichia burtonii NRRL Y-1933 is the source of this 5456-nucleotide messenger RNA. It is a transcript of the gene RPO21, whose product is annotated as DNA-directed RNA polymerase II subunit RPB1. Gene Ontology annotation, molecular function: DNA binding. Gene Ontology annotation, cellular component: RNA polymerase II, core complex. Bases 466 to 5331 code for a protein of 1621 amino acids. The record is from RefSeq and is a predicted model, not a curated record. Gene Ontology annotation, biological process: transcription by RNA polymerase II. The transcript is spliced from 4 exons. NCBI's taxonomy places the organism in Eukaryota, Fungi, Ascomycota, Pichiomycetes, Serinales, Debaryomycetaceae.